AGAAAGGCCAGCCCUUGCGCCCUGCUGCUAGUGUGUUUAGGAAGCCUGGGGAGACCAUGUGUCUGCUUCAGGGUUAGGAGGCCAGUGGGAAGUGUGAGCAUCACACUGCAAGUACCUCACUUACGUCACAUUUGCUUCUUUGCUCAGGAGCAGGCCGAACUCUUGCUAUGGGGCACUGUCGCCUCUGCCAUGGGAAGUUUUCCUCACGGAGCCUCCGCAGCAUCUCUGACAGAGUGCCUGGGGAGACCUCAGAGAGACUGUCGCCAGGGGAGCGUGUCUUCAUUCGGGACUUCCAGCGUCUUCUGGGUGUUGCUGUGCACCAGGACCCGGCCCUGCCUCAGUUUGUCUGCAGGAACUGCUACGCCCAGUUCUACCAGUGCCACAGCCUUCUCAGGUCCUUCUUAGAGAGAGUCAAUGUCUCCCCGGCCGGCCAACGGAAACCUUGUACAAAGGUCGGUGCCCAGCCUCCCACAGCGGCAGAGGAGGAAGCACGUAUGGCUGACCUGAUCACCUCGAGCCCCCGGUGUCUGCACAGCUUGGUGGGCUGGGUACACGAACAUGCAGCCAACUGUGGGUCUCUGCCCAGCCUCCAGAGGACACUGUCCUCUGAGUACUGCGGCAUCAUCCAGGCUGUGUGGGGCUGCGACCAGGGUCAUGACUUCACCAUGGACACAGACUCCAGCUGCAGAGCGCUUUUUCUGGACAGUGCAUUAGCAGUGAAAUGGGCAUGGGUCAAGGAGUUAUCACCACGGCUGGCCCAGAACUCAAACCCCCCUGGAGCUGCCUCUCAGCUCUGCCAGGCUAGAGAAACCCAAGUUGGACCUGAGACCAAGACCCUGUCCAGUAUGGAUGUGGCCCUACUGCACUCACAUGGAGACUCUGCGGGACCUGGACUGGGCCCCUAUACUCAGCCAAGCUUGGCUCCCAGUGAGGCCCCAGGGCAACUGGGUGAGAAGCAGGUUCCAUCUUCAACCUCGGAUGAUCGGGUAAAAGACGAGUUCAGUGACCUUUCUGAGGGAGACUUCCUGAGUGAAGAUGAGAGUGAUAAGAAGCAAACCCCACAGUCCUCGGAUGAGUCCUUCCAGCCUUACCCAGACAGGAAGGUCUCUGCUAAGAAGAGUGAAAGCAGAGAAGCUAAGAGGCCAGAAGAGCCCAAAAUCAGAAAGAAGCCUGGGCCCAAGCCGGGAUGGAAGAAAAAGCUGCGAUGUGAGAGAGAGGAGCUGCCCACCAUCUACAAGUGUCCUUACCAGGGCUGCACAGCUGUAUACCGAGGGGCUGAUGGCAUGAAGAAGCACAUUAAGGAGCACCAUGAGGAGGUCCGGGAAAGGCCCUGCCCACAUCCUGGCUGCAACAAGGUGUUCAUGAUCGACCGGUACCUGCAGCGGCACGUGAAGCUCAUCCACACAGAGGUGCGCAAUUACAUCUGUGACGAGUGUGGGCAGACCUUCAAGCAGCGGAAGCACCUUCUUGUCCACCAGAUGCGCCACUCAGGAGCCAAGCCACUGCAGUGUGAGGUCUGUGGCUUCCAGUGCAGGCAGCGAGCAUCCCUCAAGUACCACAUGACCAAACACAAAGCAGAGACUGAGCUGGACUUCGCCUGUGACCAGUGCGGCCGGAGGUUUGAAAAGGCCCACAACCUCAACGUGCAUAUGUCCAUGGUACAUCCCCUGACCCAGACCCAGGACAAAGCCUCACCUUUGGAAGCGGAGCCGCCACCUGGGCCUCGGAGCCUCUCUGGGACCAUGGAGGCUGUGAAGCCUGAGCCUACCUGAGGAGUGCAGGUGGGACGCUGGGUGUGGUGAGGCUUACGGACAGUUUAAUGUCCUCACUUCACUGCUGCACAGUUCUGCUUGCUCUUGGACCCCAUGCGGCACCCCACCUCACAGAUCCAGCAGCCAUAUGUUGGAGGGCACCUCUCUCAGGGCGAGGGUGUGUAGUUCAACCUCCUGUGGUACCAGCAGUUUUAUUUUCUUAUGGACACUGAACAAUUUAAAGCCACACACAGAUUAUGAAUAAUUAAUUUUUUUCCUAACUAGAGCAAUCAAGGAGAUUUGUAAUCUACUUUCUAAUGUAAUAAGAGCUCCAUGUUAUGCUUGCAAUAAAUUAUUUACAAAGAUGCCGGCUGG
Acomys russatus (golden spiny mouse) is the source of this 2126-nucleotide messenger RNA. RefSeq names its product zinc finger protein 276 (gene Znf276). Gene Ontology annotation, cellular component: chromosome; kinetochore; nucleus. The coding region runs from base 168 to 1772 and encodes 534 amino acids. Gene Ontology annotation, molecular function: zinc ion binding; chromatin insulator sequence binding. The record is from RefSeq and is a predicted model, not a curated record. Gene Ontology annotation, biological process: regulation of transcription by RNA polymerase II. The transcript has 10 exons. NCBI's taxonomy places the organism in Eukaryota, Metazoa, Chordata, Mammalia, Rodentia, Muridae.